AGCAUGACGUCAUUAUCAAAAAACCGAGGAAACUCUGCGAUCAUUGUGCAACACUGGAGCCGAAAAUCUGCCGAGGUUGCUGUUGGCGUUGCACGAUUGCUAUUAUCGUUUAGAUUAAGAGCCUGAAGAAAAGACUGAAUGCAUUCGGAAUAAUAGAAGCAGUGGGGUGAAUCCCCUGUGUUUGCUGAGCAUGAGCAUGGAGGAUUAUGACUACUUAUUCAAAAUUGUGCUGAUAGGAAAUGCAGGAGUGGGCAAAACCUGCCUCGUCCGACGCUUCACUCAGGGGCUGUUUCCUCCUGGACAAGGCGCCACCAUUGGAGUCGAUUUUAUGAUCAAGACUGUGGAAAUAAAAGGAGUGAAGGUGAAGCUCCAGAUCUGGGACACAGCCGGGCAGGAGAGGUUCCGCUCAAUUACCCAGAGUUACUACCGCAGUGCCAACGCCCUCAUUCUCACCUACGACAUCACCUGUGAAGAUUCCUUCCGGUGCCUUCCUGAGUGGCUGAGGGAGAUCGAGCAGUAUGCCAACAACCAAGUGGUGACAAUCUUAGUAGGGAAUAAGAUAGACUUGGCCGAUAAGCGAGAAGUCCUUCGGCAGAGAGCGGAGGAGUUUGCGGAGGCACAGAGCAUGCUGUACCUGGAGACCUCCGCCAAAGAAUCGGACAACGUGGAGAAGCUCUUUCUGGAUCUGGCCUGCGAACUGAUCCGCGAGGCCAAGCAAAACACAUUGGACAACAACGACUCCACCCCCAUGCCUGGAGAAGGGAAAAACAUCAAUUACUUGAGUUGUUGCAGCAUGAACUAAGUAGACUUGGCCUCCAUGUCUGGCUGAGGAGGACGCAACAUGGAUUGCAUACAAAGUGGUUGUAUUGUUGGAGACCACUACGUAGUUGCAGUGGUUCCACUUUGCCACUGUUGUUGACGUCUACUUCUUUUACCCUUCUUAAAUCCCUGGGUAUUUUAAAACUUGUAUUCGGGAAAAACAUGAUAACAAGAUGAUGCUGCUUUUAAAGAGGUGGGUCUGAAGCUUCUAGAUGCUUUUGGACCAGAAAAAGGGCCUCGUUACACAAUAAUGCUUGCUAGUAGGUCAGACAAUGAGAUUUUCUACACUUCUAUACAAUGCAACAGUUGGGAUUUCCCUGCUGACUUGAGAGCCAAUGUAUUUGUCAUAUUAGAGAUUUGUUUUCAGCCCUAAUCUCACCCACUUGAAGGACUAGUUCAUCCAAAAAAAUGAACAUUCUGUCAUCAUUUAUUCACCCUCAUGUCAUCCCAAACCCUUAUUACUUACUUUCUUCUGUGGAACACAAAAGAAGAUGUUUUGAAGAAUGUUCACGCUGCUCCCUUCCCGAAUGAAAGCAUACAGUGACCAAAGCAGUCCAUAUGACUUGUGCGCUAUAUUUCAAGUCUUCUGAAGCCAUAUGAUGCUUACGGUUUGGAAUGAAAUGAGGUUGAGUAAAUGCUGACAGAAUUUUCAUUUUAGGGUGAACUGCUCCUUUAAGACCCAUUGCCACAAAACUGGUGUGUUGACGUGCACAUUUAUUACUCGCACAAAAUGCACUUCUUGAUGAUUGCUUGCGAGAUAGUUUGAGGUUGCUUAUGCAUGCUUUUUUUUAAUGAAGAAGUCAACAAUGCAAACAGACAGCCAGCUACCUUCAAUAAUCUGUGACAGGAAGAUGCGAAGUAAAACACCCUCAUUUAUUAGGCGGAGAAUAUAAAAUUCCCUUACUGCUCAGAUGAAAGUCUGGCUGUUAAUACUCAAUGAAGGCCAUGUCAUUUUGAUAAGUCACAGCAAAAACCCAAUGUGCCUCUGCCAUUUCCAUCCUGUCAACAUACAUUACAUAGCACCCCGGGGAAUCUCAUGUUUGGGUCAUAUUUCUCCCAAAAAUGUCUCAAAUCAUGUCAAUAUAUUGGUCUGGAUAUAUUAUUUUUGAGUUUAUUUGUUUUCAUUACUUUAAAAAUAAUUCUCAUUAGAUUCUCAAUACAGUAAUUGUCCAGACAGCUAUAUAUAUAAUUUUAUUUGUAUUAUUUUUUUCACAGUACGACAUAUUCUACCCUAACAUAUGCAUACUUUAAAGGGUGUUUUUUUCUUUUGCAUUACAGUCACUAGAAUAGGUAGGGAAAAUGUGCAUAAUUUUUAAUGGAAAUUAAGCACACUGUAAAAAUGUUAUUGUUCACAAACAUUUUCUUUGCAAAAUUAUGAUUAAGAUUUCGAAGUGAAAUACACAACCGUUCAAAAUUUUGGGAUCAGUAAGAUUUGUUUAAAAAAAUAAAAGAAAAGGUGCAAUGUGUAAAAUUUGGGAGGAUCUAUUGACAGAAAUGCAAUAUAAUAUACAUAACUAUGUUUUCAGUGGUGCAUAAAGACCUUAUAUAAUGAGCCGUUAGGUUUUUAUUACCUUAGAAUGAGCCAUAUCUAUCUCCAUACACCGCGGGUCCCCCUCCAUGACAAGUCGCCAUUAUGCGCCGGCAUGUUUCUACAGCAGCCCUAAACGGACAAACACUCUCCAGAGCGCGUUUCGUCACUAUGUUGCUGUUCUUCUAAAUCGUUCGUGUUUUUAGAGGCAGCUUGCAUCGUCAUUACGUUGAAUUCGCACUUAGUAGUAGUAGUCGUCUAGUUUAUUAGAAGCAGACCGUUCUUUGUUAGAAGUAAGAAGAAACCUCAUUGCUUCACACAGCUAUUCUGCUGUCUCAAUCGACGGCAUCUUUGUGUUCUUUAGACCAGAUGGCCACCGUAACUUCCUUGAAAGAGAGGGGUGCGCGCCGUUAGUUGCAGUUCGCGACCUCACCGCUAGAUGCCGCUAAAAUUUACACAAUGCACCUUUAAUGCUUUUAUUCAGCAAGGAUGCAUUAAAUUGAUAAAAAGUGACGGUAAAGACAUUUAGAUUUCUAUUUCAAAUAAAUGCACUUUUGAUCUUUUUGUAUUCAUCAAAGACUCCAGAAAAAUAUGUAUCACAAAUGUUAAGCAGCACAACUGUUUUGAGCAGCAAAUCAGCAUAUUAGAAUGAUAUCUGAAGGAUCAUGUGACACUGAAGACUGGAGUAAUUCAGCUUUGCAUCACAGGAAUAAAUUACAUUUUAAAAUAUAUUCAAACAGUAAAACACAGCCCUGAUGAGCACAAGAGACUCAGAAACAUUACAAAAUCUUACCGACCUCAAACAUUUGAAUGGCGUGUUCUUGACAGGUUUUAUGAGAUCUACCGGUCCAGACAUUUUUAGUGGCUUUGCACAUUAUAUGCUAAAACUUAAAUGUUAUAAUGCACUGUCUAAAAUGCUUAUUUCAUUCCAUAUUAAUAGUUUGUUUUUCCUAGGAAUACUCCUGAUUCCCAUUUGGAGAUAUUCUGUCCUCUUACGCAUUAUUACAUAUUACAAGAACUGAAAUAUACCAGGAUGCUUUGUAGUUAAUUUAGUCCAGCUUUAGUAUUGUAAUAACCGUAGCGAUGUUUAAAGCUUUUGGCACCUGAGAGGCCAAGAGAACAGUGUGAGUGUGUAGUUUUUGUGUGAAUGAGAGAUAUCAUGUAUUCCAUAGAUGUUUCAGUGAGUUCUUGCACAAAUGGUCUUUGUGUUUCAGUGCAUUAUAUGGAGGAGAAGGCGAUGGAGUUGUUUAACAGUGUGAUGCAGUGAUUCUGAUUUCUGUUCUGGAACUGUGUUGUGCAUUUUAAUGACUUUUAAACAGUUGGAACUUGUACCUCCAACCUUGGCUGUGCUGUAAGGUUGUUUGCACCUGUGUCAUUACAAUGGAACUGUGAAUCUCCUCUUUUAUAGACUGUCAGUAUUUUACUUGCUGCUACAGAGCUGUUUCCUUUCCUUUUUUUUUUUUAACAAAAUUGAUGGAAUUACAUCUAAGGUUUUAGAUGCCGCGUGCUUGGUAAUAACGAUGAUUCAAUGAUUUUGAUUAAAAUGAUUUUAUUAAACGCUCAGCAAAAUCCAACACUAAACAAUGUUUAACUUGAGGACCAAUUGAUUUACCUUUUUUUAUUUUUUUUUAUUUUGGUUGUUACCAAUUAUUUUUCAGUAUAAUGCAUUUUCCUCAUAUUUACGCAUAGCUGCUUAUAUGAUAUUAAGCUUUUCUAUUAACAUUUUAUUUUAAAGUGAUAACCUUUUCUAGUUUUGUAUAAACUGUUUUCUUUCUAUGUUACAUGACGUGCCAUGCACAGUAUUUUCGCUGUCAGGUAUUUUUGUCUAGUUUUGUUUUACAGAUACUUGCCAUAUUGUAAUGUGUUGCAUUGUGUACCAAUGGAACUCUCUAGAAUAAUUUCUUUUCUAUGUUAAAGGCCAUAAUUUCCAGUAUAAGUUGUAUUACUAAGCGCUUAAUUUUUCUGUAUGGACAAUGUUAUUAUGUCCAUGUCAUUAUGUAAAGACAAUAUUCAUCAAGGAGUAACAGUCUUUUGUCUAGUGAAGAUGAAACGCAAUUCUUUCGCUGUACAUUUAUGUGCUUUCGGUAUAUAAGUUGUGAUGCAUCAUCUGUGAUACAUUUAUCAUAAAGAGACAAACCCCACGACUGCAGCAAUUUAGUAUUGCGAAUAUGUUUUCUUGAGCAAUUCUGUUUGUGUAACUUUGUGUUUUAAUUCUCAGCGUAUAGACUGCAAGUUAAUACAUUUCUCCAAAUAAACAUGGUUAUGACA
Ctenopharyngodon idella (grass carp) is the source of this 4615-nucleotide messenger RNA. It is a transcript of the gene rab30, whose product is annotated as RAB30, member RAS oncogene family. The transcript has 5 exons. Gene Ontology annotation, cellular component: trans-Golgi network. The record is from RefSeq and is a predicted model, not a curated record. Lineage: Eukaryota; Metazoa; Chordata; Actinopteri; Cypriniformes; Xenocyprididae. Gene Ontology annotation, molecular function: GTPase activity; GTP binding. Gene Ontology annotation, biological process: Rab protein signal transduction. Bases 191 to 802 code for a protein of 203 amino acids.